AUGGACACGAAUGCCAAGCCGUAUUUCCCUCAUCCUGUUCAAGGACAACCCAAUGUUCAUGUGGUGGUUGAUCCAGCUCAUGAUCUGAAGAAUGUUCGUAAUACUUUAGGGGAUUGGAAAGUUCUUCUAGAUGAUGAACACAAUAAGAUUGAGUGGAGCUACAUCGAGGCAUUAGCUUUACUUCAACAGGAUGAAGGAUUACGACUGGGGAAUAAAUUACGUUCAACGCACAUUGAAUAUCAAAAAAUGAAGAUGAAAGUGUACUUAGCUGCACAAACAUUGAGCUCGAGUGUUGCAGACUCGAUUGAACUCUGUUGGAAUGUUCUGCGUCUACCUCAAUUCAAAGGCUGCGAGGCAACAGUAAAGUUUAUACGUAAAGUGGAUUGA
This is a messenger RNA of Fopius arisanus, 387 nucleotides long. RefSeq lists its product as uncharacterized. Lineage: Eukaryota; Metazoa; Arthropoda; Insecta; Hymenoptera; Braconidae. The record is from RefSeq and is a predicted model, not a curated record. The coding region runs from base 1 to 387 and encodes 128 amino acids. The transcript has a single exon.